Sceloporus undulatus (fence lizard) is the source of this 1367-nucleotide messenger RNA. RefSeq names its product mitogen-activated protein kinase 1 interacting protein 1 like (gene MAPK1IP1L). The record is from RefSeq and is a predicted model, not a curated record. The transcript has 4 exons. The coding region runs from base 152 to 886 and encodes 244 amino acids. NCBI's taxonomy places the organism in Eukaryota, Metazoa, Chordata, Lepidosauria, Squamata, Phrynosomatidae.
GUGCGUCACGUGACGAGUUCUCGCGAGAGUUGGUUCCAUUUCCGCUUCCGCCUGGUGGUGGUAGUGGUGCUGUGUAGAAGAAGAACGAAGGGGAGAAACAAGGAGGGUCUGCUGUUGUCGCCGCCGAGCUCCAUCGAGGCGCCUCAGGAAAAUGUCAGCAGCUGAUGAUUUUUCACUGGCAGAUGCUCUCCCGGACAGUUCUCCUGCCAAGAACGCCACUGUAGGCAGCGCGAAGCCUGCUCCGCAGCCUGGCCAGCCCCCUCAAGCGUGGCCAGCUUCCAAUCCCUGGAAUAACACUCCCAGCACUGCCCCCACAGCACCUUCUGGGUUGCCUCCAAAUACAUCCACCUCCAACGUGCCCUUUGGACCUCCACCGACGGGAAUGUAUCCUUCCCUGCCCCCUGGAGCACCCGUCCCUUUCCCUCCCCCUGGCUCUGCUUGCCCUCCUGCUGGUCCCUAUCCACCACCAGGUCCUGCCCCACCAGGGCAAUAUCCUCCACCAAAUAUGCCAUUUCCAGAGCUCCCAAGGCCAUAUGGGGGUCCGACAGAGCCAGCCGCACCCCCUGCUGCUGUUGGGCCAUGGGGGUCAAUGCCAGCUGGAGGGUGGGGACCCACAGUUGGGGGUCAGUAUCCUGCUCCUAGCGUGCCAUACCCACCCCCAGGGCCAUAUUCUACUCCAACCCAGACGCCGGGGGCCGCUCCAACGGUGCCAUGGGGUGCCGUCCCUCCAGGACCCUGGGGACCUUCUCCACCAGGCCCCUUUCCCCCACCCACGGGUUCCUAUCCUGCUCCAGGACUGUACCCUACACCGCCUAAUCCUUACCAAGUGCCGCCUGCAUCUGCUGGGGCUCCGUCCAUGCCUGGUGUCCCUCAUCCUUACCGUUGAACUUGCAUCAGGCUGAUUGAAGAAAGGUCUCCCCACCUGCUAUUUACGGAAAUUUUUAAAAAUUGUUUUUGGUAACCUUUUGGAGUCUUGAAGAGCACACUCACCUUCUGCACGCCGCGUCUGAGGUGUGAAGGAGCACUCUGUGUAAGAUGGACUCUGUUCAAAUGGUGAAAUAAUGUAUUCUUUUGUUUGUUUGUUUGUCAAGAUGAAUUAGGAUAAACAUGGCAACUGCCCCAGCUCUGUAAUCCUUGCUUCAGUGAGGACCCUCCUCGGAAUAAGUGGGUGUUGGCCCAGCAAGAAAGGACAAUUCUGGAAUAGUCCAGGGAUUUGAUGAAACCUAGGAAUCCUUGCCAUAAUUUUUUCAUCGAUAAUGGACUUGCAGGCCUCUCCAGACCAAUAACCCAUUCCGUUUGUCUGUUUGUUCAGGUGAUUUUAAUCAUUUCAAUAAACUAAUUUUGUUCUGAAGAAAUCUUUAAAGAAA